Penaeus indicus is the source of this 6957-nucleotide messenger RNA. It is a transcript of the gene na, whose product is annotated as sodium leak channel NALCN-like. Gene Ontology annotation, biological process: positive regulation of synaptic transmission, cholinergic; monoatomic ion transport; transmembrane transport. The coding region runs from base 186 to 5435 and encodes 1749 amino acids. Gene Ontology annotation, molecular function: monoatomic cation channel activity. Gene Ontology annotation, cellular component: plasma membrane. Lineage: Eukaryota; Metazoa; Arthropoda; Malacostraca; Decapoda; Penaeidae. The transcript is spliced from 32 exons. The record is from RefSeq and is a predicted model, not a curated record.
GGCGUGCGCGAUCUCGUCGCUCAGAUGAUUGGCGCAUCCUCCACAGGUGGAGAGGAAGGGGAAGUGUCAUCUGCAAAGUUGUUAUCUUUAUUAGGCCCUUUGAGGCCUAUAUUACUGUUUCGACGACAAGAAAGAAACAUGAAGGGAAUGGACAUUUUUCCAGUACCUACUAUAACCUGAACAAGAUGUUGGGGCGGAAGCAGAGCCUUAGGGGGGAACCCAUCCUCACAGACUAUGGACCUGAUGAAACUCUCAAUGAAAGUUCAGAUAUUGAAUGGGUUAACAAAGCAUGGGUGCGAUGGCUGCUUCGUGUUUGUUCUCUGGUGUCGCUGGUAUCUGUAUCAGCAAACACUCCUCGCUCAAAGGAGCUAUAUCCGAGUCUAAGUUAUAUUACGUUUUGUGCAGAUCUUGUUAUUACUUUUCUUUUUACUGCAGAGAUGAUAGCCAAAAUGCAAGCUCGUGGCAUUUUAAAGGGUGAAGUACCAUAUCUUAAGGAUCGCUGGUGCCAGUAUGAUGCAAGUAUGGUUUUCUUCCUUUGGAUGUCAGUAAUUCUUCAAAUGUUUGAAAUAAUGACAGAAUGGGUGAACAAACACAGCUAUCUAUCAGUUCUGCGAGCUCCUAGACCACUCAUUGUUGUUCGGCUCAUACGUAUAUUUCUCAAGUCUUCUAUGCCCAAGCAAAGACUGAAUCAAAUUGUUAAGCGAUCAAGUCAACAGAUCUACAAUGUUACUUUAUUUUUCUUGUUCUUUAUGUCAUUGUAUGGUCUCCUUGGUGUCCAGCUAUUUGGAGAACUGAGGAAUCAUUGUGUCAAAAAUGGCACCGAUAUAAACAGGCAGAUUACCCUGAACAACCUGGCCAUUCCUGACACAUUUUGCUCCACUGAACCAGACUCAGGUUAUCAGUGUCCAGAGGGCAUGAUAUGUGCUCCCCUUGAGCUUGAGAAGAAAGUUAGUGGCUUUAAUGGAUUUGAUAACAUUGCUACCAGUAUUUUUACUGUUUAUCAAGCUGCCUCACAAGAAGGUUGGGUAUUCAUCAUGUACAGAGCCAUAGAUUCAUUACCAGGAUGGAGAGCAACAUUCUUCUUUACUACCAUGAUAUUCUUCCUCUCAUGGCUUGUUAAAAACGUUUUCAUUGCUGUUAUUACGGAAACCUUCAAUGAGAUGAGAGUGCAAUUCCAACAGAUAUGGGGUAUUCGAGGCCAUAUUGAACAAGAAGUUUCAACGCAGAUACUUUCUGGUGAUGACCACGGUUGGAAACUUGUAUUUGUUGAUGACAACAAACCUCGUGGUUGGGCACCAAAAUGUUGUAUGAAAUUUGUGGUCAGUGCUGGUUUUUAUCUUGUCAUCAUGGCUGCUAUUAUUGCCAAUGCUAUAGCUGCUGCCUCUCUGAGCUUUAAGCAUGAUGGACGAGAAAGAAGAGAAUUUUAUCAACAUUAUUACUAUAUGGAGGUUGGAUUUACAAUAUUUUUUGAUGUGGAAGUGAUUUUCAAAAUAUGGUGUUUAGGACUUCGAGGCUAUUGGCGUCUCACUAUACAUAAGUUUGAGUUUCUUUUAGCAGUUGGGACAACACUGAGAAUUCUUCCUUUCUAUGACCUGUUUAUGACUUCUCUUACAUAUUUUCAAGUCUUGAGGCUUGUACGACUGAUCAAGGCCUCUCCAAUUUUAGAAGAUUUUGUUUACAAGAUUUUUGGUCCAGGGAAGAAACUAGGAAGUCUCAUCCUUUUCACUAUGUGCCUCCUCCUCAUAACCUCAUCCAUCUCAAUGCAGCUGUUUUGCUUCUUGGAAAAUUAUGAUAAAUUUGAAACAUUUGCAAAUGCGUUCAUGUCAAUGUUUCAAAUAUUGACACAAGAAGGAUGGGUAGAAGUCAUGGAUGAAACAAUGAUCAAGACAAUGACAGGGACCACUGAUGAAAUUGCACCUGUUGUUGCGAUAUAUUUCAUCCUGUAUCAUCUUUUUGUUACUCUGAUAGUGUUGAGCUUGUUUGUAGCUGUUAUUCUUGAUAACUUGGAACUUGAUGAAGACUUUAAGAAGCUCAAGCAAAUGAAAGCUCGAGAACAAAGUGCAGGUAUUCAAGAGACUUUACCUCUUCGACUUCGAGUAUUUGAAAAGUUUCCAGAUCGCCCAACAAUGGCUAGGCUCCACAAAGUGCCAUCAGAUUUUUCCUUGCCAAAGAUACGGGAAAGUUUCAUGAGGCAAUAUCUUGAAGAGGAUCAAGAAGAUGAAGAUGGAUUAACGAAGGCUCAUGGAGUAGGAGGUCUUGAGGAUUCCUCUAUCACAUAUCGUAAAAGAAGGCCUGUGAAGUUACUUACUCCUAUAUCUCAUCCACGUAAUGCUGAUUAUGAAAAGAAGAAAACAGGAGUUUCCAAUAUUAUUAGUGAUGCAAACAACCAGAGGCUUUUAUUAGGAGAUUCUGGGCAGAUCCCAUUGCCAGGAAAAGGAACUCAUUCUCAUGGCACUGUGUCAUCAAAACAUGGCCGUCUUGACCAGAAGUCAAUCCGUCGCAGUGUUCGAGGAUCUGUCAAGCUCAAGCAGCAGAAUUAUGAUCAUCUGAAGGAAAACGGAGACAUUGGAGCCAUGAAUCGAACAUCAUCCAGUCGCAAACCUCAAGACCUAGACAUUAAAAUGCUUCAAGCAAAAAGACAACAAGCAGAGAUGAGAAGAAAUCAGCGAGAAGAAGACCUUCGUGAAAAUCACCCAUAUUUUGAUACACCUCUCUUUGCUGUUGGACGUGAAAGUCAGUUCAGGAAACUGUGUCAAGUCAUUGUAUAUUCACGUUAUGAUACAAGUCAUAAGGAUCCAAUUACUGGAAAAGAGAGAAAGAUCAAAUACAAACGUUUACACAAUCUUCUUGGCUUAGUUACAUACCUUGACUGGGUGAUGAUAUUAGUAACAACGCUAUCGUGCAUCUCUCUCAUGUUUGAAACACCAACAUAUCGUAUUACAGAUGCACCAAUAUUGCAGAUUGCAGAGUAUGCAUUUGUUGUUUGUAUGAGCAUUGAGCUGUGUUUAAAGAUCUUAGCAGAUGGAUUACUCUUCACACCAAAGGCACUGAUUCGGGACAUGGCUGGAGUGUUGGAUCUCUUCAUCUUUACGGUUUCCUUAGUAUUUUCAUGUUGGAUGCCAAAGGAAGUACCUGCACAAUCAGGUAUUCAACUUCUUCUAAUCUUAAGAUGUUUAAGACCUCUUCGUAUCUUCAACCUUGUUCCCCAUAUGAGGAAAGUAGUGUCGGAGCUGUGCAAAGGUUUUAAAGAAAUUCUGUUGGUAUCCAUUCUUCUUAUAGUACUCCUAUUUGUAUUUGCAAGUUAUGGAGUACAGUUAUAUGGAGGGCGCCUUGCUCGCUGCAAUGACAGCACAAUCACUGAAAGGAAAGACUGUAUAGGAGUAUUUGUAAGGGAGAUUUUUGUUACCAAAAUGAAAUUAGGCCUUGGAGAAAACGAGAAGCACCCAGCAAUGUUGGUACCUAGAGUGUGGGCCAACCCCAGACGCUUCAACUUUGACAACAUUGGAAAUGCAAUGCUGGCCCUGUUUGAAGUACUUUCAUUCAAGGGCUGGCUAGAUAUUCGAGAUGUUUUAAAAAUCCGUCUUGGCAUCGCCUCAACCAUCUACAUCCACAUUUUUGUAUUCCUUGGAUGCAUGAUUGGGCUUACAUUGUUUGUUGGUGUUGUGAUUGCCAAUUAUUCUGAGAACAAAGGAACAGCUCUUCUCACAGUAGACCAACGAAGGUGGUGUGACCUAAAGAAAAGAUUAAAGAUUGCUCAACCCUUACAUCUACCACCCCGACCAGAUGGCAGAGCAUUUCGGGCAUCUAUAUAUGACAUUACCCAGAACAUAUACUUCAAACGCUUUGUUGCAAUAUCUGUAAUCUUUAACAGCUGUUUACUAUGUGUUGCUUGGAAGAAUGAUGCAGCUCAAACACAAUACCUGGCAAUUUUGUCAUCACUGCUAAACUUUGUAUUUGUGGUGGAAGUUGUGAUGAAACUUAUAGCCUUUACACCCCGUGGAUAUUGGCAAAGCAGACGGAAUCGUUAUGAUUUGUUUGUCACUGUUCUUGGUGUUGUAUGGAUUAUCUUAAAUUUUACAAUUCGUACGGAUGAAUCACACAUGUUUGGAUUCAUGGUGAUCAUUCUCAGAUUCUUCACAAUUACUGGCAAACAUGCAACUCUGAAAAUGCUAAUGUUAACAGUAGGUGUAUCUGUCUACAAAAGUUUCUUCAUUAUCAUGGGGAUGUUCCUUCUUAUUCUAUCUUAUGCCUUGGCUGGAUGCAUCUUGUUUGGUACUGUCAAGUAUGGAGAAGGCAUUGGCAGGCAAGCCAACUUCCAGACAGCAACCAAUGGCAUCACAUUACUGUUUCGCAUUGUUACCGGAGAGGACUGGAACAAGAUUAUGCAUGACUGUAUGGUUGCACCUCCAUUUUGCACUGAAGGGCUUAAUUACUGGGAUACUGACUGUGGUAACUUUACUGGCUCCCUCAUCUUCUUCUGCUCCUUCUAUGUUAUCAUCACGUACAUUGUGCUGAAUUUACUGGUUGCUAUCAUCAUGGAGAACUUCUCUUUAUUUUAUUCCAAUGAAGAAGAUGCUUUACUUUCCUAUGCUGAUAUCCGUAAUUUUCAAAAUACUUGGAAUGUAGUUGAUGUGAAUCAGCGAGGUGUUAUUCCUGUAAGAAAGGUGAAAUUUAUUCUGCGUCUUCUGAAAGGCAGACUGGAAGUAGAUCCAGAAAAGGACAGAUUACUUUUCAAACACAUGUGCUAUGAAUUAGAACGCUUGCACAAUGGAGAUGAUGUUACCUUCCAUGAUGUACUCAACAUGCUGUCAUACAGGAGUGUAGAUAUCCGAAAAUCACUCCAGCUUGAAGAACUGAUGGCAAGAGAAGAGUUGGAAUACAUCAUAGAAGAAGAAGUUGCAAAACAAACCAUUAGGAACUGGCUUGAUAACUGCCUCAAACGUAUAAGAGCUCAAAAGGAACAAACCUCAUUACUUGCACGAUUGCGAGAAACAAAUGACUUCCUGAUGGUUGAAGACAAGAAAGUUCCGCCAUGUGAUAAAGAAAGAGAAACUGAAAACAAGGAUGCUGAUCGAACAAGGGAGAGAAAGAAAGGCAUUAUUAUAAUGUCCAGAACGGACUCAAUGACAAGUAUUAGUGGAAGGAAUUUCUUAGCCCCAACUCCAUCGGAUGCUUCAUCACGAGCUGAGAAACACACACGACAUGAUUCAAAAUCAAGAAAGAGGCGGCUCUCUGGUAGCAGUAAAAAUCUUCCCCACGUUAGUGAAGGAGGAGAAGGGAUUACAAUAGUCAAUGGAGGACAGCUGAGUAGUGACAUUUCAAGUAACAAAGCGGUUCUUCCUCGCUCAGCCUCAGGAUCUGGUGAAGUGAGAGACUGGUGGAGGCAGCAAGUUGAUUAUGAUUCAGGGUCAGACUUCAGUGAUGAUAUGGAAUAAGGGAACAAAAUGUUUGUAAAUCUUAUACUCCUUGAUUAUUACUAUUUUUGUGACAGAUCUUUGCACAUACAGAGGCAUAGACCAAUUAACUCCCAUGCACUUGUAUAGUAAAUUUGUAAACAGUGGAAACCUAAAAUCAGUAUAUUAAUAGAAGUUUAUCUAGAUUUGGUUUUGCGAAAGGGAAAGACAGAUUUCAUAAAAAUUGUUUUCUGUUUUUUUGUUUUUUUCAGUGUUUACCCCAUUUGUUUUUUAUACAAAUUAAGUUUCCUUUCUUAAAUAGACGCUUUUUUUUUUUUACCUAUUUUUUUUAUUAUACAUCUGCCAUUCAGGUCAUACUAUGCAUUUUCAUGUUUCACUGUCUUUCUACAUGAAGAAUCACCCAAGAUAUUUGUAUAUUUUAAUGCCCCUGACCCGGGUUUGAGUUGCAGUUUCUGUUUUAAUUUUGGUUGACAGGUGCACAGGAAUCUGGUAAUUUGUAGCUUUACACAGAUUCAAUCAACUUAUCGUCAGAGCCCCUUAGUUUAAGAUGUAUCACAGAGUCUCAAGAAUUCUCUGUGAAAUGGAGAUGCCAAAAGCACUAAGCUAAAAGUUGUUAUCCUGCAGCAUUUUGACUGCAGUCUCUUCUUAUAUGUUAUAUUGAGAUUACCAAAUUGAUGGAAAAAUGAAAAAAAAAGAAAAAAAUAAAUAAAAUUUUGAAUUUUUGCUCUGUUAUCAAAAUUCUAUUACUUUUGUUUUUGAAAUGUGUUUUUAUUUUUAUGAUAAUAUAAAAAUAAGAUAAUAGUCUGUGCAGCAUUUAUUUGAUAGAGCCUUAAAUGUACCUGAGUGGGUAUUAGUUUGUUAGGAAAUUUAUUAGAUAAAUAUGCCUAUUUUAGGUUAUAUCUUGUUGAAAGUUGACCAAAUAAAAUUCUUCCCUAGCCAUAGACUAGGUACUAGUAAUCGAAUGUUAUACAAUUUUAGAAUGUAUUUUAUUAUUGUUCAGAAGGGAAUGGAUAACUUAAAUAAUCCUCUAUUAUAGAAUCUAAAAUUCCAUCCAGAGAAUAUUUAAUUAGAGUAUAUAUUUACAUAUAACAACCAACCAAGUAUUUUAUAUAAAGCUUAUUCAUUUUUAUCUUGUGCCACACAGAAAAAAGCUAGGUGGACUGAUAGAUAGAUAAGCUGUGCAAUCCAAUAUUCUCUACAUAUCUCUGCACACACACUUGCCAACUAUAGUACAGGUGAACUCCAACCUUCUUGAUUUACAAAGUGUUACAGAGAAGGCAUAAUCAUUUUGGUUAAUCAUUAAAUGCCCACGGGUAAUUCUAUAUAUUAGUUUAUUGGUUUACAACACUGACAUAUUGCUAAGUCUAUGUGUUAACAUAAUAACUAUAAGUUUUUUGUUUUGUAUUUAUGAAGAUCAUAUUAAUUACAUUUAAGAUAUUUAGGUUGACAUCAUGCAGAUAAGGUCAGUGGAAUAGUUUUAAGAUACAUUCCUUAUGGAAAAUGUUGCCUGAGCAUUUUGUGGAGACCUGGUGAUAAUGGAAAA